Molecule: messenger RNA, 1703 nt
Organism: Chara braunii
Lineage: Eukaryota; Viridiplantae; Streptophyta; Charophyceae; Charales; Characeae
Source: the annotation of a GenBank genome assembly
CGAAGCAGCCCCCGACAACGUCGCCAUGCCCUGUCUCGCCGUGGACGUUGAGAUGGAGGGAAGAGCCACGACAACGUACAAAGACCCCUCUGCAGUCUUCGGUUGUUGGAUUGGUGAGCGGAAUGGAUUGGACUGGGUAAGAGAUUAGAUUGCGGGAAAAGUCGACAGGGUAAGAGCAACAACGAGUCAAUGGCGACUACUUGGGCAUCUGAUCCUCGUACCACCAGGCGGCGUGGUGGUGUUGGUGCUGCUGAGAUUGGCACGCGCAUCACUGAUCUGCCGGAGGCGUUGCUAAGCGAGGUGCUCCGUAGACUGGGUACGGCGAGCGAUGUCUGCCGCACCGCUACAGUCUGCUGGUCGUUCGCCUCGGCCGUCCGAUCUAAUCUGACUUGGGCGCUGCUGCUGCCUCCUGCAUAUCGUCGCCUUUGCGAGUCGAACCCCCCUUCCUCUUCCUCCUCCUCCUCCUCCUCCUCCCCCUCCCCCCCCGCCCCCUCUUUGAGUUCCCGGGCUUGCUACAGGCAUCUCCUUCGUGGCUUUCCUGACAGUAAAUGCUGUCACGUGCACUAUCGAUUGGAUAAGUCUUCGGCAGCCUUGCAGACGAGCGUGUCGGCGGGAAAGUUUGUUGAUUGGGGUAACAGCUCGCGGUCCUGGAAGAUAAUUCCCAUCGAGGGGAGUGUAUUUACGGAGGGCAUGGAACUGCUGAGCGUGUGGUGGUUCGAAAUCACGGGCACGGCAAUGUGCUCUUUGCCACCGGGAAGGUACAGGUGUGCAUGGAGACUGUCUCGGUCCCGGGAUGGUCGUUACCGCUUCCGGAUCGAACCGGGGCCACAGUGUCCAUCGAGGGAGGGCCCGUUAUCCAGAGCUACAUAAGGACAGGAAGAGGUGACAUCGCGCGUUACCCAAAGUGGUCGGAGUUGCGAGUGGGAACCAUAGAAGUCGUCCCCGAGGAGGACGAGAAAGAGGACAACGAACUGUUGUCGGUAGCAAUCAAGUUUCGAUUAUGCAAUAUUUCCGUGUGAGGGUGGACAUAUGGCGUGAUUGUGGACGGAUUGGUGAUACGACCUGCAGUGAUUGCAGAUCGCACAGAGGGGAGCAAUGAAGAGGAAGACCGCAAAGAGGAUGAUAGCGUGCCAGAGCUCUUCACCGUAGAGAGGAGGGGGUGGAAGCGACGAGGAGGGCAGAUGCCGUUUAAGAGACCUAUCCGAACUCUUCAGUUGUUCAAGUAGUCAGAUGUUGAUAAAGUGAGAGAGGCAACGCUGGAGUAGGAGAGGGACGAUACAGUGAAGUACGCUCGACCCCAACUGGUGGUGGUGGUCCCCACUUCUACGAGGUGUACAGUAGGAGUGCGGGUGUCAUUCUUUUGCACGGUCGUUAUUUAUUAUUCGUGAUGGAGCAAUGAAAGGUAAUAUGAGAUUUUGGACAGGAGGGCUGAAGAGGAAAACACGGGCAGGGGCCUGAUACCCUCGGAUAGCGAGACCGGUAGGGGGGCCUGUCUGUGCAAGAGGAGGAAGGUCGCACACCGAUUUCUGUUGAGUGGUCAAUUUGAUUUGCACGUGGUCGCAACUGAGUGCUCGGUUGUUGCUAACAGGAAGGGAGCAACUCCCCAUCAGCAGGCAGGAGCGUCUCAGAAAGGACAAACAGUCCUAUUACCCAGGAGCGACCUCUGGGGCAAACAGAUGCAGCAAUGAACUGAAGUUUUGGGA